Serendipita indica DSM 11827 is the source of this 660-nucleotide messenger RNA. The record is from the annotation of a GenBank genome assembly. Lineage: Eukaryota; Fungi; Basidiomycota; Agaricomycetes; Sebacinales; Serendipitaceae.
AUGCAAACGACGAUCACCUCUGUAGAAGGCUCCGUGGGGACGGUCCAGACGAUCGUGAACACCGUCGUGGACGUCAGGGUCCUGUCGCCCUCCCUUUCUCAGUGGGCUGGAGCCCAUUCUACGAAUGAUGAUAGUAACGACGAUAAUGAGAGUACUUUCUCCAUUAAUACAGAUACCAGCAACGCUCAGGCCGGGUUCGCCACUGUCCUUGACCAAAGGAUAGUCUCGCGAGCCACGUUUGACGUGCAUGACUGGAGGUGGAACAAUGAUAUCCCUGGAGCUGUUCCAGAGGACGGAGGACCCACUCCUCGCGUCCGGACGCUCUCGCUCGUCCAAGGCAUCCUCAGGCCCAUCCCGCAGUCCGUCCCUGAGACGUUGCCGUCUCUAUAUGCGCCUAGUUCGGGUGCAAAUGGCGAAGAAGACGAGGACGAUAGGACGGAAGCCGAUUCUAUCUGGGCGCAUGCGCUCAACUGCGACAACUUGAUUGCCACGACGGCCUCUCAGCAGAAUCUGUUCCCUGGUGUCCCAGAUGAUGCACCUCUCAUUCAUAAUCCUCCCGAGGCGUUUGAGGAUUUCCCAGACUUGGAAAUUAUCAUCGCCAGCCUGCGCGCCUGGGACACUGAGGGCGGAGAUAAUACUCCUGUCAAUCAGCAGAAUUAA